Molecule: messenger RNA, 4192 nt
Organism: Trichosurus vulpecula (common brushtail)
Lineage: Eukaryota; Metazoa; Chordata; Mammalia; Diprotodontia; Phalangeridae
Gene: ACTMAP
Product: chromosome 2 C19orf54 homolog
Exons: 6
Coding region: 529-1419 (296 amino acids)
Source: RefSeq, a predicted model, not a curated record
GUGAUUCGGCGGCCGCCGCCAUCUUGAGAAGGUGCUGGUUUGGGGGCGUGGGCGGGAGCGUGGAAACUUCGACCUCUGUAGCCUUCUUUUCGCCCUACUCCUUGCGCUUCCUGCCCUUUGGACCUCAGCCCUGUAGCUCAUUUCUUUUCCCGACAUCCAACUUUUGCCGGCAUUUAGACUGGGCUCGACUUGACCUUUGCCCUUUAACCUCCCCGUUGUUCCAGAGGCUGUCCCCAGCUCUCAUGAGCCCCAGACUUGGGCUUGUUUGCUCAAAAUAGCCUUCCCCCGGACCUACUCUAGGCCCCUACCCCUACGACGCCCACCUUUCCUGGGCUCCCACUCUCUUUGUUGCCCCGAUCCCUGACCCCCACCGUUUUCACCCCUGACAUUCCCUUCCCGGGGCUCUUGGAGACCCUGACCCUCUAUUCUGCCUCUUCUGGUGCCCCCCGUCGGCCUGAGCCCCCAGACCCUCCUCCUGCUCCGGCCCGGACCACCCCACACCCACCCUCGGAGGUUCUGGGCCCCCAGAUGGCUGCCGUAGGCUGCCCCCCGCCCCCUCCUGUGCCCCCGCCCCCAGCCUCCACUGCAGCCCCCCCACAUGUCUUCGGCCUCGAGAAGAGCCAGCUCCUGAAGGAAGCCCUGGCGAGGUCGGACCCGGGGCUGGGGGCUCGGGAGGACGUCAGACGGCUCCUGAGGCUCCGCAGAGACCGUUUCAGGAGUGAUUUGAAGUGGAUUCUCUUCUGUUCGGACGUGCCGUCCCUCAUCCAAGAAGGGCCUCAGUGUGGGCUGGUGGCGCUGUGGAUGGCGGGCUCUGUGUUGGCUCUCCCCCAGAACAUCCCCUUGGAGAGGAUUGUGGCCGUGGCUCUGGAGAGAGGGUACACGGCUCAAGGAGAGAUGUUUUCAGCAGCCAACAUGGCCAGGCUGGCCCAGGAGGUCUUUGGAUGCCAGGUGGAACUGCUCUCUGGGGGCCUGGAUGAGCCCAAUCGAUGCCGCGUUCUCCAGCACCUCAUCUCAGGCUGCCCACUGCUGGUCCCCUAUGAUGAAGACUAUAACCACGAGCCCUGUAAGAAGAGGGGGCACAAGGCCCACUGGGCAGUCAGUGCAGGCCUUCUGCUUGGGGUUCCUGGUCCAACACUGAGUCCAGAUUAUGAGGAGGACUCAGAGCUGAAGGGCCUAUUCUAUCCAGCACCUGACAAGCCCCCCUGCCUCCCGGAAGACCCUCCUGAGGCCAUCUACCUCCUCUCUAAGCAGGGCAAGAGCUGGCAUUACCAGCUCUGGGAUUACGAGCAGCUUUGUGAGAGUAACCUACAGCUGACUGAGCUGGCCCCCAUCAGGACCACAGACGGCAAGGUCUACGUGGUGCCUCCUGGCGGGCUGCACGCAGGGCUCUGUGGUCAGAGCCUGCUGCUCCGACCCUAGGACUCAGGCCUUCCCUGGAAGCCAGGCCUGCUGCGUGUGCACCAGUGUUAUGCUGGGGUCCUCAGUUUCCCCAUCCAUCCUUUGUCCUGCCUGGCCCACGGAGAUACUGAGAAGCCCGAAUGAGCUACGAUGGUGGUAGAGUGAGGAACAUCGGACCUGGAGACCAGAGGCUGAGUCCUAGUCCUGGCCCUCUGGGCUAUUAUUUUUCCCUGGGACUCAGUUCCCCCUUUAUGCAGUGGGGUGUGGUGAUGGGAUAUAAGGUCUCAUAAAAGGCCAUGCUGAUGUGAGAAGAGCAUCCUGGUAUCAUCAUUCUUCUGCCAACUCUCGCAUCCUUGAGACUCCCCCUCUGAAGAUAACUCACCAGAGCCCAAAACUUGUGGAAAAUAAUCUCACCAGGCUUUAUUUAAGGGAGUGGAGAGGCCCCUGCCUCAUCCCAUCCCUUCCAGCAUCAGCCCACUCUAUAAAUAAGUAGAAAGCGCAUAUCCCCCCCCUUCUCUCUCCAUCCCCCACCCCCCAGGCCAGGAAAGGAAGCUUCAUUAAGGCUAGAACUCUUGGGAGGCAGCUGGUAUGUAGUGAAAAGACAGCAGUGGGGAGUGGUGGGGGUCUGGCCUUGAACCCCCAGCUCUGCCACUUCCCAUAGCUCUGGGUUGAGAAUGAGAUGUGGACUAAAUCAUUCCCUAAAGCCUCUUCAAGUUCCUGGGUUAAUCCAGGCCCCUCCCCAACUCCUCCUUGGGGAGAAGGAAGACAAGGGACCAGGGUCUUCUCCCCUGUGCCUCCCUCACCCUCAAGGUGCAUGGAUGGAGUAGUCUUUGGUUCUUGUGCUCAGAGAGGGCAAGAGUUGGCACUGUAUGCUGCCAGCAUGUACACUGUACACAUGCCAUGUGCUCCCCACUCCAUGCCCUGGGAACUUAUAGGCAGUGGUAGUCACACCUUUUACUAUUGGGGGGAGGGCAGAGAACCUUCCCAGAGGAGGCUCUCUUGGCUAUCCCCCCUCUGUCAGCUUCUGCCCUCCAGUUUGAAGCUGGGAAGGGCAGACCUCUGGGAGGAAGAGCAGGAUACAACCCUGGCAGAAGCAGAACCCUGAAGGGCUGGCCCCCAGAACCAGGAAGGUUAGGUCACACCACCGGGGGUUGAGAGGGUGAGGAAGACAGUCGAAAUCACAGUGUUAACAUUAGCCCUGACACUCCCCCCACAAAGCUGGUGCUGGUAGUGGGGUGAAAGCACCUUCUCUGCCCAUGAGUCACCCCACGGCACAGUAAGCAACCUGUCUUAGGGCUCUAGCGUCUCGUACACAGAUACAGGCUCUCAGGGGGGAUACUUAGCAGACCUGAACUCACCCAUCAUGCCUUGGCACUGAGUCUCAGCUCCCCUGCCCAGUGUGGGUCCCCCUGCUUGGAGCUGGGGUCACUAGGGAUGGGCACAUCCUGUUUCAGAUGCCACCCCUAGCAGUCUUCAUUUUAGUUCUGCCCCCUUCCUGUCUCAACAGCUUAAAUACCUUAAAAUAAAUAAAUCCCAAGGUGGGAGCUAGGGGCUAUUCCUUUCCAGUCCCCAAUUCAGUCCUGCCCCAGAAUCCCUGGCUCAACUCCAAGCCAAGCUGUCCAGAAGUUGGAUGACGUUGUCCAGACCCCACAGGUAGCCAUCCUCAUGGUUGCCCUCUUCCCAAGGCAGCCGGUGGCUGAGGGUCUGAGAUGCAGGCAGAGGAACGGUCUUGCCAAAGUCGAUCAUCCAGACCUUAGCCAGGCCAGUCUGGUCAUGGACAAAGAGAAGUGAGCUGCCCACCACCUAGGGGAGAAACAUGACAGGAAGGGCAGGAGAGAGAGGAGGCCAAGCAGGCAGGCCAGCACCUCCUCCCAUCCCAAAGACCCAGCCAUCAGAGAGAUGAACAAGUAGGGGAAACUGAGGCACAGGUAACCAGCCCUCUUUCCUAGGAGCUGUUGCACUCCAGUCUCUAGAAGAAAGCCCUGCAGAAGGGCCUCAUGGUGCUGAGGACAGGGCACAGGAACAGCAUGCACACGGCAGCCUAGAAGACCAGCCCCUCCCCCCCACCGCAGCUCAGGUCCAGGAUGCAGUUCCCAAGAGGGUCCAAUGCUUACCUCAUGAGUCCGGAAAAAGGCGGAGUUUUCCAGAGUUCCUCGAAGCUCUUCCAGGCGCUUCACAUACUUCCUCUGUGGAAAUGGGGAAGCUGUCAACUUCUCAGGACUAGAGGCAUGUCUUCAUUCCUCCCUGUCCUACUCCCCCAAACUCAGGAUGUCUGCCUCUAAAGAUGGCCUCCCAAAGGAGAACCCCAGGAUUCUGAGCUCAUCCAGUCAGGACCAGAGCUCUAGAAGCCACUGAGUUCAACCUACUUAGCAGACAGGGAAACGGAGGCCCAUAAAUGUGCUAGGACCCGCCUCAAUGAGAUGGUGGGUUUGAACCAGGAUUUGAACCCAGGUCCUCUGGCUCCUGAGGGAUCAAAGGGUUUGAAAUGAGUGGGAAGGAGGCUAUUUCACUCACCAGGAGGUUCCGGUCACCAUCCACAAAGUCCUCCAGGACUCUGGUGACCUGCUCUGUUCCUUGGGUCUUCUUGAAGUUAGUGUUGCAGGUGCCAUCCGCCUUCUGAGGGAGCAUGGAGGUGUGGCGGGGUCAAGGACGGUACCUCCCCUGCACCAGGGUCACCCCUUACACCCCAAGCAGACCCUCCCACCUGGGGCCAGGAGCACUGGCCUCACGUGGGAAGGUCUGAACUUGGGGGACGAUUUUUGUUUCACUACUUGGAUAAAUGAAUUUCAAUAUG